AUGUUUAGCUUAUCGAACUCUCAAUACACCUGCCAAGACUACAUAUCUGACCACAUCUGGAAAACUAGCUCCCACUAA
Molecule: messenger RNA, 78 nt
Organism: Saccharomyces cerevisiae S288C
Lineage: Eukaryota; Fungi; Ascomycota; Saccharomycetes; Saccharomycetales; Saccharomycetaceae
Gene: YOR302W
Exons: 1
Coding region: 1-78 (25 amino acids)
Source: RefSeq, marked reviewed